AUGGUGCGCGUGCGGCCCCCUGCCCCCUGUGAGCGAGAGCGGCCCGUGCACCCCAUCCUGCACGUCGUUGACCAGCACAUCCUCAUCUUCAACCCUGAGGAGCCCGGCGGGCCCCCCGGCAGCAUGCUGCCCGCCCGCGGGCCCAAGCACCAGGGCAAGGACCUGAAGUUUGUCUUUGACUGGGUUUUUGGGGAGGGGGCCACGCAGGAGGAGGUGUUCCAGCACACCACCUGCGAGGUGUUGGACAGCGUCCUCAAUGGCUACAACUGCUCUGUGUUUGCCUACGGUGCGACGGGAGCAGGAAAGACCUACACCAUGCUGGGCUCGGAGACAAACCCCGGCAUCAUGUACCUCACCAUGGUGGAGCUGUACAAGAGGAUCGAGGCCAGAAAAGAGGAGAAGAGCUGCGAGGUGCUUGUCUCCUACCAGGAGGUGUACAAUGAACAGAUUCACGACUUGCUGGAGCCCAAGGGCCCUCUGGCCAUCCGGGAGGAUCCCGAGAAAGGAGUCGUGGUUCAGGGUCUCUCCUUCCACCAGCCCGUGUCGGCAGAGCAGCUCCUGGAGAUGUUGGCCAACGGCAACAAAAACCGGACGCAGCAUCCUACUGAUGCCAACGCCACCUCCUCCCGCUCACACGCCGUCUUCCAGAUCUACGUGAAGCAGCAGGACCGCGUUGGCGGCCUCACUGGCCAUCUGCAAGUGGCCAAGAUGAGCUUGAUUGACCUGGCAGGCUCAGAGCGAGCUUCGGUCACCAACACCAAGGGAGAGCGGCUCCGGGAGGGUGCCAACAUCAACCGCUCGCUGCUGGCCCUCAUCAACGUCAUCAAUGCGCUGGCUGACACAAAGACCAAGAAAACCCACAUCCCGUACCGGGACAGCAAGCUCACGCGCUUGCUGAAGGACUCCAUUGGCGGCAACUGCCGCACCAUUAUGAUCGCUGCUGUAAGUCCCUCCAUGCUGGCCUACGAGGACACCUACAACACGCUCAAGUAUGCGAACCGAGCCAAGGAGAUCAAGCUGUCGCUGAAGAGCAACGUGCUCAGCUUGGACUGCCACAUUAACAAAUACGCUGUGAUCUGCGAGCAGCUGAAGGCGGAGGUGGCGGAUCUGCGGGCGAAGCUCCGUGCCUAUGAGGAUGCUGGCCGGGAGGCAGAGAACCAGGCACCGGCGCUGCUGGCUCCCCUCGGCUCGAGCUCAGUGGGGCUGCCCAGGUUGGAGGAAGCUGUCCCAAAGACAUGCUCAGCCUUGGUUGAUCACAGGGAGAGUCAUGGAGAGCAGCAGGAGCGGGAAGCUGGAUGGCCUGCUCAGCUGCAGCUGGAAUCAGCGGAGGAGGCUCCAGAGGAAAUGCCUCCCAGCAGCCCCAGAGCAACCCACCAGACAGAUCUCCAGCUGGAAUUGAAGAAACCAAGCUGCCUUCUACAGGGGUUGUCUGGCAGCCAGCCGGAGUCCCUCCUAGCCGCCAUCCUCAGCGUUGCCCGAAAGCAGCAUUCCCUCCUGAAGGCUGCUAACCUCCUUACUCCUGACAUGGUCUCUGAAUUUGAGGAACUGGAGCACCUGGUCCAUCAGGAGGCUGGUGUAAGCCUGGAGCAAGCCGCGUCUCCGAAGAGACACGCGAAGGUCAGCGGGGCCACCCCAGCCCGGAGGAUGCAGCAGCGCUGUGACG
This is a messenger RNA of Phaethon lepturus (White-tailed tropicbird), 1663 nucleotides long. RefSeq names its product kinesin family member 18B (gene KIF18B). The record is from RefSeq and is a predicted model, not a curated record. Lineage: Eukaryota; Metazoa; Chordata; Aves; Phaethontiformes; Phaethontidae. The annotation marks the transcript as partial. The transcript is spliced from 11 exons. Gene Ontology annotation, molecular function: microtubule binding; microtubule motor activity; ATP binding. Gene Ontology annotation, biological process: microtubule-based movement.